AUGAACGUCCAAGUCCAGGUCUCAAAGAUCGGAGAAAAGGAAAAGAGCCCUCUUCAGAGAGUCACUCUGGUUGCAACCAAGGACUUUAAAGCAGGGGAUACUAUUUUCACGGAAAAGCCAAUGGUGACUGCGCUAGACGCAGACUUGAUGGGUACAAGCCAAUACUGCUCGUAUUGUUUGAAAGCUAUCCCCAAUGGCUCGGCCAUACAAGUACCAUUGGAUCCCUUCCACUCGGCAUAUUGCUCGACUCAAUGUCAACAUGAUGCCGAAGAGCAAUACCAAACUCUGCUCUUUAGCACCAUUCCUCCAGCGACACCCUCAAACCCAGCACCCGUUCGUACAAAGGCUCAAGUCGAAGAACGCAAAAAGGCGCAAGAGCAAUUCGUCGAGACGGUCAAGGAGAGCGGAAAGACGGGUGCCUUGCUCGUACUCCGCUUUGUUGGACGUUUGAUUGCCGACGAGCAUGCGAGGCUUGUGGGUGAGAAUAAAACUGAUGAUGGCUUGCCAAAGGUCGAGGAAGAGAGCAAACUAAACUAUUCGUUUUACGACUACACCGAGCGCUUGCGGUCUCUUGUCCUCACAUCGGGUCCACAAGACGAAAAAGAACUUGCUCAAAGUAGAGAAGUUUUGCGGUUGGCUGUGGAUGGCAUGGAAGCGUUUUUGGAUGACGAGCGUUUCAUGUUGCUGAAAGGCAAAAUGGCGUACAACUGCUAUGGUGUGACCUAUGAUACGGGUCGCACGAACAAGCCUUCGCCGCAUGGCCCCACGGAGUCGUUUGAGCGGACAAGGACGCCUCAUGGGACAAUGCACCAAGUUGGUAGUGCGCUCUAUCGCGUUGCAUCCUAUAUCAACCACUCGUGUGCCCCAUCGGCUCGUCCCGUAUUUGCAAGUGGAACAGCAGAGCUCUCUAUCGUCGCAGCACAGGACAUCAAAGCGGGAGAAGAAAUUACCGUGUCCUACGUUGAUACUAAAAAACGAUCCAAGGACAAGAACCUCGCCGACGCUCGCAAGCAUAGACGGCUCGAGCUCGCGCGUGGCUGGGGCUUUGCCUGUGAUUGUACUCGAUGCGCCGAAGAGGCGAGCAACAUGUCCAGCGAUGGGUCAGAGAAUGGCGAGGCGCUUCCGACGCACCAAGUCCGUCUGGAUCCAGCUGCCGAACGAUACUUCAACGAGGCCAAUGCAUAA
Molecule: messenger RNA, 1185 nt
Organism: Serendipita indica DSM 11827
Lineage: Eukaryota; Fungi; Basidiomycota; Agaricomycetes; Sebacinales; Serendipitaceae
Source: the annotation of a GenBank genome assembly